CUUUGGAGCUGGACGGGAGCCUAGACAGGCUGAGGACCCAUCCAGAGGAUUUUAGGUUCACCUUGAACACCAGCCAGUGUGAUUGCCAGUUCACUAUUCCUUGGGCCUUCAAGGUGAAAUGAAGGGUAGGUGUGCUCACAUGAGAAGACUGAAUAGCUGUGCUCUAAAGUUUACAGAGACUUGUGCCAAACACUGUGGUGUUCAUGAAAAAAAUGCACAAUAUCCCGACCGGCCGGAAUAAUUCAUGAAGAAGGGGCUGGAUCCGUGGGUCAGAGAACACAGGACCAGUUUGCCAUCCCAAGGCCGAAGGCCCCCCUCCAUCACAGUUCUUGAAACUCUUAGAAGUCUCUGAUAUAUCUUGACCAUGAGACGGUGGCUGGCUUUUGACAGGAUUCGAGACACAAACCCAGCAGCCUGGAAGUAGUUCAUGGAGCAGCCUCAAGAGAUCCUGGCCAGGCAAGCUCUCCCCUCCAGAGGGCAGAGUGGUGUGUAAGAGGAGGCCGCAGCAACGUGGACAUGAAUGCUGGUUUCCAAAGAGAACAGCGUUUUAGUUUUGGUCACCGGAAGUGGUGCCUUCAGCACAGAAGAGUUUGACUUCUCCUCCGAGGCCACCGAUCACCAAACACGGGACAAAGGAGAGAAGAAGCCAGGACGGAGCUGCCCCCAGCAUCCAGUGUGGCAUCUCUUGGGCUGGCACCAGGGAUGACUGGGCCAUGGACACAGACGUCUCCCACCUUCAGCCAUUCGCAUAGCACACGGGGGACUCGUGGGGGCCACUUGCCACUGCCCACCGGCACAACACAAUGGCAAUACUGACAUCCCUCGUGACGUUUUCACUACAGACAUUCAGGCAGGAAGCGCUGGUGUGCUUUCUGUCUGCCAAGUAGAGGGCCAUGCCUCACCCAGAGGAGUAGCUUGGGCCCCAAUGACCUGCUCUGAGUCCACUAGCAGCCAGUGACACUUGCAAAAAAAUCUCCCAAAGCCGUCUCAGGGUGGGCUUCUGCAGCUUUUGACCAAUGUGGCCAAAGCUGGACGCCUCCUCCGGACACUUGGAUUCUUCGUAAAUGCAGCCUGCCCCACCCUCCCUGAGUAGCAUCUGAGGUCUCCGCGAAGGUCAUGGAUCCUGAACAAAGCAUCAAGGGCACCAAGAAGGCUGAGGGAAGUCCCCGGAAGCGGCUGACCAAAGGAGAGGCCGUUCAGACCAGUGUUUCCUCCAGCGUCCCAUACCCAGGCAGCAGCACAGCUGCCCCCCAAGAGAGUGCCCCCCAGGAGCUCCUAGCCCCGCAGCCCUUCCCUGGCCCCUCGGCAGUUCUUAGGGAAGGCUCUCAGGAGAAAACGGGCCAACAGCAGAAGCCCCCCAAGAGGCCGUCCAUCGAAGCCUCCGUCCACAUCUCCCAGCUUCCGCAGCACCCUCUGACACCAGCAUUCAUGUCGCCGGGCAAGCCGGAGCACCUCCUGGAGGGGUCCACGUGGCAACUCAUUGACCCCAUGAGACCUGGACCCUCAAGCUCCUUCGUGACACCUGGGCUCCACCCGCAGAGCCAGCUCCUCCCUUCCCAUGCUUCCAUCCUCCCCCCUGAGGACCUGCCUGGCAUCCCCAAGGUCUUUGUGCCCCGUCCCUCCCAGGUGUCCCUGAAGCCCACAGAAGAGGCACACAAGAAGGAGAGAAAGCCCCAGAAGCCUGGCAAGUACAUCUGCCAGUACUGCAGCCGGCCCUGCGCCAAGCCCAGCGUGCUCCAGAAGCACAUCCGCUCACACACGGGCGAGAGACCCUACCCCUGCGGUCCCUGUGGCUUCUCCUUCAAGACCAAGAGCAACCUCUACAAGCACAGGAAGUCCCAUGCCCACCGCAUCAAAGCGGGCCUGGCCUCGGGCGUGGGCGGUGAGAUGUACCCGCCAGGGCUGGAGAUGGAGAGGAUCCCCGGGGAGGAAUUUGAGGAGCCCACCGAGGGAGAAAGCACAGACUCCGAAGAGGAAACUGGCGCCACGUCUGGGCCCCCCACAGAGCUCUCCCCCAGGCCUAAGCACCCCCUCCUCUCCAGCAGCUUAUACAGCUCUGGAAGCCACAGUUCCAGCCACGAACGCUCCUCCCUGUCCCAGUCCAGCACAGCACCGUCGCUGGAGGACCCGACUCCCUUUGCAGAACCCUCAUCUGAGCAUCCCCUGAGCCAUAAACCGGAAGACACCCACACCAUUAAGCAGAAGCUGGCCCUCCGCCUGAGUGAGAGGAAGAAGGUGAUUGAUGAGCAGGCAUUUCUGAGCCCAGGAAGCAAAGGCAGUACUGAGUCUGGGUACUUCUCCCGCUCCGAGAGCGCUGAACAGCAGGUCAGCCCCCCAAACACCAAUGCCAAGUCCUAUGCGGAGAUCAUCUUCGGCAAGUGCGGACGGAUUGGCCAGAGGACCGCCAUGCUGACUGCCACCUCCACCCAGACCCUCCUGCCCCUGUCCACUGAAGACAAGCCCAGCCUGGUACCUUUGUCUGUGCCCCGGACACAGGUGAUCGAGCACAUCACGAAGCUCAUCACCAUCAACGAGGCUGUGGUGGACACCAGCGAGAUAGACAGCGUGAAGCCCAGGAGGAGCUCUCUGACCAGGCGCAGCAGCAUGGAGUCCCCCAAGUCCAGCCUCUACCGGGAGCCCCUGUCGUCCCACAGUGAGAAGACGAAGCCCGAACAAUCACUGCUGAGCCUCCAGCACCCACCCAGUACCACCCCCCCUGUGCCUCUCCUGAGAAGCCAAUCUAUGCCUUCGGCCACCUGCACCCUCAGUACCCCCCACCACACCUUCCGAGGUAGCUACUCCUUCGACGACCAUAUCACCGACUCUGAUACCCUGAGCCACAGCAGCCCAGUGUUUACCUCCCACCCCCGGAUGCUGAAGCGCCAGCCUGCCAUCGAGCUUCCUCUGGGAAGCGAGUACAGCUCUGAGGAGGCUGGACCAAGUAGCAAAGACGCAGCCUCCAAGCCCUCCGACGAACCAGAACCCAAGGAAAGUGAACUCACCAAAAAGACCAAGAAGGGCUUGAAAACAAAAGGGGUCAUCUAUGAAUGUACCAUAUGUGGUGCUCGGUACAAGAAAAGGGAUAAUUACGAAGCCCAUAAAAAGUACUACUGCUCAGAGCUUCAGAUCACCAAGCCCCUCUCUGCAGGUGCUCACGCAUCUUCCGAAGCCGAGAAGAGUCAAUUGGAACACGAGCCGUGGUCCCAGAUGAUGCAUUAUAAACUGGGGGCCACCUUGGAACUCACUCCACUGAGGAAGAGGAGGAAGGAGAAGAGUCUUGGGGAUGAGGAAGAGCCGCCUACCUUUGAGUCAACAAAAAGUCAGUUUGGCAGCCCCGGGCCGUCUGAUGCUGCUCGGAACCUUCCCCUGGAGUCCACCAAGUCACCAGCAGAACCAAGUAAAUCAGCGCCCUCACUGGAGGGACCCACGGGCUUCCAGCCUCGGACUCCCAAGCCAGGGUCCAGUUCAGAAUCAGGGAAGGAGAGGAGAACAACGUCCAAAGAAAUUUCUGUCAUCCAGCACACCAGCUCCUUUGAGAAAUCUGACCCUCUCGAGCAGCCCAGUGGCCCAGAAGGGGAAGACAAAUCUCUGGCCCAGUUCUCGUCCCCGCCACCUGCCCCGCAUGGACGCCCAGCGCAUUCCCUGCAACCCAAGCUGGUCCGCCAGCCCAACAUUCAGGUUCCAGAGAUCCUGGUGACCGAGGAGCCGGACCUGCCUGACACAGAACCCGAACCACCUCCUAAGGAACCCGAGAAGACAGAAGAGUUCCAGUGGCCCCAACGCAGCCAGACACUGGCCCAGCUCCCAGCCGAGAAGCUGCCACCCAAGAAGAAGAGACUGCGCCUGGCCGAGAUGGCCCAGUCAUCCGGGGAGUCCAGCUUUGAGUCAUCUGCGCCUCUGUCUCGCAGCCCGAGCCAGGAAAGCAGUGUCUCUCUGAGUGGGUCCAGCCGCUCAGCCUCGUUCGACAGGGAUGACCACGGGAAAGCUGAGGCCCCUGGGCCCUCAUCUGAUCCUCGCUCCAAACCCUUGGGCACCCAUAUGCUGACUGUCCCCAGCCACCACCCACACGCCCGAGAGAUGAGGAGGUCGGCUUCGGAGCAGAGCCCCAACAUUUCCCACUCUGCCCACAUGACUGAGACACGCAGCAAAUCAUUUGAUUACGGCAGCUUGUCCUUGACAGGCCCUUCUGCACCAGCCCCAGUGGCUCCACCGGCUCCGGUGGCCCCGCCAGAGAGAAGAAAAUGCUUUUUGGUGAGGCAGGCCUCUCUGAGCAGGCCUCCGGAAAUGGAGCCAGAGGCCACCCCUAAGGGAAGACAAGAGAGUGAGGACCCACAGUCCUCAUCCGGCAAACCUUCAACCAAAAGCUCAUUGCCCCAGAUUUCCUCAGCGGCCACCUUGCACAGUGGGCACCCGGGAGGCAAGAGCCAGGUGCAGGACAGGCCCCCGCUGGGGUCCACUCCACCCUUCACGGAAGCACUGCAGGUGCUGCACCACCCCGUGGCCCAGCUGCCCCUGCAGGAGAAACCAUAUCUGCCCCCACCUGUCUCCCUUUUUUCUUUCCAGCACCUCUUGCAGCAUGAGCCAGGACAGUCUUCAGACUUCUUCUCCAGCCAGGCCAUGUCCAGCCUCCUCUCCUCACCAUACUCCAUGCCUCCACUCCCUCCGUCCUUAUUCCAAGCCCCACCACUUCCUCUCCAGCCUACUGUUCUGCACCCAGGCCAACUCCAUCUCCCCCAGCUCUUGCCUCAUCCAGCUGACAUUCCCUUCCGGCAGCCCCCUUCCUUCCUCCCCAUGCCAUACCCGGCCUCCUCAGCACUCUCUUCUGGGCUUUUCCUGCCUCUGCAAUCCCAGUUUGCACUGCAGCUCCCUGAUGUGGAAAGCCACCUGCCCCAGAUCAAAACCAGCCCAGCUCCACUGGCGACAGCAACUCCUGGCCCCUCCUGCAGCACAGGGUACAGCAGUGACAUCCACUUGCCCCCUGCAGCUCCCCCAGCCAGUUCCUCGGCACCCACAUCAGCCCUGCCGCUGGCCCUGCCCGCCUGUCCAGACACCAUGGUGUCCCUGGUGGUGCCCGUCCGCAUUCAGACCAACACGCCGUCCUAUGGGAGUGCAAUGUACACCACCCUUUCUCAGAUCUUGGUCACCCAGUCUCAAGGCAGCUCAGCAAGUGCACCUCUUCCCAAGAGUGAGGAGCCCUCAUCCAAAGGGACAGCCUCGUGUGGGGCACACGUGUAUGAGGCUGGGCCUGGACUGCCGGGCUUAAGUGAAGAGCAAAGCAGAGGUUUCCAGACUCCAUACCUGAGAGUGCCUGUGACAUUACCUGAAAGAAAAGGCACUUCCCUGUCAUCAGAAGGUGCCUUGAGCCUUGAGGGGAGUUCCUCGACAGUGGGGGGAAGCAAACGUGUCCUUUCACCAGCUGGCAGCCUUGAACUUACCAUGGAAACCCAGCAGCAAAAAAGAGUGAAGGAAGAGGAAGCUUCCAAAGCAGAUGAAAAACUUGAGCUGGUAAAACCAUGCAGUGUUGUGCUGACCAGCACUGAGGGUGGGAAGAGGACAGAGAAAUCCCAUCCAGGAAGCCAGGGCCAGGGCAGGAGGGAGCUAGAAACACUGGCCAGCCUGUCCUCAGACCCAUCUGACCCCAAGGAAAUUCCUCCCCUCUCUCACUCCACAUUGUCCCAUGGGACAGCCCCAGGCUCAGAAGCUUUGAAGGAAUAUGCCCAGCCAUCUGGGAGAGCUCAUCGAAGAGGGUUGCCCCCACUGAGCGUGAAGAAAGAAGAUUCCAAGGAACAACCUGAUCCCCCUCCCCUGGCUCCUCCCAGCUCUCUGCCUCUGUCAGAAACGUCCCUCAGACCUGCCAAGUCACAAGAAGGUACGGACUCAAAGAAGGUACUGCAGUUCCCCAGCCUCCACACGACCACUAAUGUCAGUUGGUGCUAUUUAAACUACAUUAAGCCAAAUCACAUCCAGCAUGCAGAUAGGAGGUCCUCUGUUUACGCUGGUUGGUGCAUAAGUUUGUACAACCCCAACCUUCCGGGGGUUUCCACUAAAGCUGCUUUGUCCCUCCUGAGGUCUAAGCAGAAGGUGAGCAAAGAGACAUACACCAUGGCCACAGCUCCGCAUCCUGAGGCAGGAAGGCUUGUGCCAUCCAGCUCCCGCAAGCCCCGCAUGACAGAGGUGCACCUCCCGUCGCUGGCUUCCCCGGAAGGCCAGAAAGAGCUAGCUAGAGUGGAGAUGGAGGAGGAGAAGCGAGGGAAGCCGGAGGAGGACGCUCCCGCCCCCAAGAGAGGGGAGCCGGCAAGGAUCAAAAUCUUCGAAGGAGGGUACAAAUCAAACGAAGAGUAUGUAUAUGUGCGAGGCCGCGGCCGAGGGAAAUAUGUUUGUGAGGAGUGUGGAAUUCGCUGCAAGAAGCCCAGCAUGCUGAAGAAACACAUCCGCACCCACACUGACGUCCGACCCUAUGUGUGCAAGCACUGUCACUUUGCUUUUAAAACCAAAGGGAAUCUGACUAAGCACAUGAAGUCGAAAGCCCACAGCAAAAAGUGCCAAGAGACAGGGGUGCUAGAGGAGCUGGAAGCCGAAGAGGGAACCAGUGAUGACCUGUUCCAGGACUCGGAAGGGCGAGAGGGCUCCGAGGCUGUGGAGGAACAUCAGUUUUCAGACCUGGAGGACUCGGACUCGGACUCAGACCUGGACGACGACGAGGAUGAGGACGAGGAGGACAGCCAGGACGAGCUGUCCCGGCCAUCCUCGGAGGCGCCUCCACCGGGUCUGACAGCCAUGCCGCGGGCAGACUCCUCACCUGUCCAGGGUCCUCAGCCCCCAGAUGCCACCCCUGACAAUGAGGCCACACGAGGCGGCUCAGUCUCUGAUGCCGAGCACUUGACAGCCAGCCAUUGCUCCACGUCCAGCCAGAGCAUCCUGGGUCUUCCCCAGCUGGGACCGGCCCUGUCGGGCCCUGUGGAGAAGGACACAAGCUCAGCCCUGAGCUCUAAGGCCAUGUCCCCCAGAAGGCCAUGGUCCCCAAGCAAAGAAGCAGGCAGCCGUCCACCACUCGCCCGCAAACACUCACUCACCAAAAACGACUCAUCUCCCCAGCAGUGUUCACCAGCCCCAGAACCACAGGCCUCAGUUGCAAGCAUGCUUGGCCCCCAGACGGGUCCAGGAAGAGACACGGCCCCUCCUCCUUGUGGGUCUCCAAGACUUGCGCUGUCUUCUCUCACUCCCCACCCCCUGGGAAGAGAACUGGCCCCUCGAACACAUCUAUCCCCAGAACUUGAGGGAACCACAGAUCGAGGCCUCUCCACACGCUCACCCACCGGGAGAUGGUCUCUGGGUCGGGCUGAGUCACCACCACGGUCAGCGCUGCCAUGGAAGCGGGCCCUGGCUGGGCCAGGCAGCCCCGCAGCGGAUGAGCAUGGUCCAGGCUUGGGGCCAGCUCCGCGGGUUCUCUUCCCGCCCACACCUCUACCUCACAAACUUCUUGGCAGAAGCCCGGAGACCCGCACCUCCAUGUGGAAGGCCGAGUCCCGAAGUCCAACCUGCCCGCCCGGCCCUGCUCAUCCUCUUUCCUCCCGACCCUUCUCCGUCCCCCAUGACUUCCACGGCCACAUCCCCGCCCGGACAGAGGAGAACAUCUUCAGCCACCUGCCUCUGCACUCCCAGCACCUGCCCCGUGCCCCGUGCCCCUUGAUUCCCAUCGGUGGGAUCCAGAUGGUCCAAGCCCGGCCUGGGGCCCACCCCACCCUGCUGCCAGGGCCUUCCACAGCCUGGGUCAGUGGCUUCUCAGGGGGUGGCAGUGACCUGACAGGGGCCCGAGAGGCCCAGGAGCGAGGCCGCUGGAGUCCCACUGGAACCUCAUCAGCCUCUGUGUCCCCCGUGGCUAAGGUCUCCAAGUUCACACUCUCCUCGGAGCUGGAGGACAGAGACUACCCCAAGGAGGGGGAGAGGACAGGCAGAGGCCCAGGCAGACCUCCUGACUGGGAACCCUAUGGGGCCAAGGUGCCUGUGGAGCCUGUGGCCACACACAGCCCCUGUACCCCACGGCCACCCCAGGGCCAACAGGUGGCGCAGUCCUGGAGCCUCCACUUGGAGUCACCAUGCACGCUGGCCACCCCUGAGGCCUCUGCCGCCCCACCACUGGACCGCAGCAGCUCCGUGGGCUGCCUGGCCGAGGUCUCUGCUCACUUCCCAGCUCGGAGGAGGAACCUCUCUGGGGAACCCAGGACCAGCCAGGGCUCCCCCAAGCCCUCAGGUAGUGGGGAGCCCAGGGCAUCGCCACCCCAGCCCAAGGACAGGGCCCCCCCAAGCACUUAGCCUCUCUCCGUCCGACCGCGUCAGCAUCUGGCUUCCGGUGUUCCGCAACAGACGUUUGCAGCCAACGUCCUGGAGUCAUCUUGCUCCCAUGGGCCCCCUGUCCCAUCUGUCCAUCUGUCCACACAGUUUCUGCUCAGCUCCCAUCUGUUAUAUCUUCCCACAUAUUGCAGUUACCUGUGCCUUUUUCUAUACCUUUUGUUGCUUGAAAAGAAACAAAUCACACACACACAUACAUAAAAACAAGACAAACCCACAAGGAGCUUGAGGCUGUGGAUAGUUUGUGCUUUUUAGGAAAGGCUGCAGGAGGGGUGCUCUACAGCACCCCUGAAGUCACAGCCACUGCCUCCAAGGACAGCGAGAGGCAGCCGCUGGCCUAGGGAAAGGGGAUGCACUGAGGGCACAGAACACAAUUAAGUGGAGACGCAAGCAGUCCGUUACAGAAGUUUAGGGUUCCUGUUCAUCACUGCUUUAGUUCCCCCUUCCCUGCCCCGGCCAGCGGCCACUCUUUUCUGCCAGAAAAGGGCCAGCAGCCCCAGGCAGAGGAACACAAAUGCAGGCAGAACCCCAAGAGAUCAUCUUCUUUUUCCUUUUAUUCUCUAUAAGAAAAAAGCGGGGGUGCAGUUGCUUUUGCUAGGAUUUCAACCCAAAAUAGCAGGUAGAAGGUAAAAACCGGUUGGUUUCACCAGGGAUCCCAGAUACCCGGCUCAUCUGAGUUGUGGGCUUAUCCUGCAUUUCCCAGGUAAGCAAGCCAUGUGACAGCCCCUCCCUUCAAUACCCCCAUCCUGCCCCCAGCCUCUGGGCUAGGAAAGGAGUCCCGACUGUCGCUUUCUUGGUUCUGGCACACCUAACCCCUGCCUUGCUCUCCUGGCCCUGGCCCUCCUGACUGGGAACCCUAAAACCCGCAAAGCUGAAGGGCUGAAGCCAAGCCUAGAGACUAUCCUCAGCUUGGGAUUUGGAUUCUGCUUCACCUCAGUCCCUGCAGCACAGGGGCCUUACGACCUUCAUAGCUGGGCUUUUCCAGUGCUCGGCGCUGUGAACUUACAGGGCUCCGGGUCCCUUGGAACAGGACUGGUUUCUCUGUCCCCUCCACACAUGGCCAGGCCUCCACUACCUAAGGAAAUACCCCAAACGGUGACUGGUAGGAACUGCCUUGGCCUAUGUUUUGGCUUAAAUCUCUUUUAAGACACCCCCCCCAAAAAAAAAACCCUAUAAACAUAGAAAAAGAAGAUGGUGUUUGGCAUAUCCCCCCCACCUCCUCCUCUUCUCUUCUCUCAACCUAGAAGAGUUGUGAAUUGUACCACAUCCUUUGAAUUUUUCUCUUAUUUCCUGGGACAAAAACAAAAACAAACAAAAAACCCUGCUUUUCAAGAAAAAUAAUUUGACCAGAAAUUUAAAUCCCAAGUUAAAAUAUGGAACUUGACCUCCAGCAUGUUUAGCCCAUAUAAUUAAUUGUAAAAGUGAGUGCUCCUGUGCACUGCUGCUUAAGGUUCCCAUUUCCACCUGGGAGAGGACGAGUUUCCCCUAUCUUUCCAGAAACAACUAAUAUUUUACAAAGAGGGGCCGUGGUAUGUCCCACCCAGGCUAGGUGCUGGUGCCACCUUGCACAGAACAGGGACCUCUCUGGCCAGUUCCCAGACCUCCGCCAGGCUGUAGAUAGGCCUCAACCUCGUGCUUGGCCAUCCUUCCCCUCUCUCCAGCUCAGGCCUUUCCCUACAGGCCCCUGCUGGGUGGACAAACCAGCCACAGGCCCAGCCUCCACCAGAGCAGCCGCUCAUUCUCCUCUGCCUUGCUCCAAGCUAAGACAAAAAGAGCAGGGCCUCCCUGGGGGCCUCCUGUACUCUCGAGCGCUGGGGAGUUGGGCUAGCGCCUGGCUGCUUGACUCAGGCUAGGGCUCCUGCUCACUUUAGGAGAAACCAGCAAGCCUACCUGGGCCACAUUGGCACUCUUUGGAUCUGUAGCAAGUGAGUAAGAGCCUGGGCUCUGGUCCCAGACCCUGGCCUCUGUCCUGGGCUCCCCUCACUCAGGCCAUUCAUCCUGAACCCCUAGGCUUCAAGAGCUGAGCCUCAGAAGCUGGAUACAUUUCUGUCCCUGACUGCUGGCUUGGCUCCUGACCUUGGGGAUAGCCACCCCCCUCCACCCUACUAUACACCCCAAGCUCUCCCAGGCACUGUUCCCCCUGUACUCAAACAAUCCAUCCACCAAGGUCCCCUUCCUGGGCAGCCUAGUAAUGGACAGUGUGGCCAUCAGGGGAGAGUCCCUGCAGUUUCCUGAAGAAGUAAUGGGCCAGGGGUCACUGGAAACCUAAGGGACAGGGACAGAAUACCUUCAUAGAAUCUGGCCUCAGUGCUGCUGCCCCACAGGGGCCCAGAAGAACCGAAUUGAUACCACCACAAAGCACAGUGCUAACCCUCUCUGCCAGACCCUGCGCCCACUCUCCUGGGCACUGGGCCCCCAACCCAUAUGCACAACCUCCCGCUUUGGGGGAAACCUCUCUCCAGCCACGCCCCAUUCUGGGCCUCUGCCCUCUGCCAGCCACGCAGUUUCCAGCCUGCCUAUGAUCUGCUGCCCCUGCCCCGGGGGAUCAGUAGGGCCAGCAGCGCUGACGUGGUGCACACACCCAAGCUAGCUCUGUUGAAAUGCCAUUUCUCGGGACAGACUAGCUCUCGUCCUUGGAUGUUGGCCGUGGGGGAAGAACCAACUUGCUGUGGUUUCCAGACAAACCUUAUCUUCUGCUGGGGAUCCCAAUCCACUUCCCCCCACCUAGGCCUGCCCUCCAGGAUGCCCUUCACACCUUGGCAAUAUCAAUCAUUCUGGGUACUAACCCCUUUCUUCUCCAAGGACAGGCCUGCUCUCUCCUAUCCUUGUCCAUAGCUUACACUGGGGUCCCAGCCACUGAGACCCUCCAGGGGCCGGACAGUAGCAAACUGCUCACUCCCCCAGACUUAAGUCCCUCUGUCAGAAAAAGUCUGAAAGAAUUCGCUUCCAGAUUCCUCUAGGCCCUGUUCCCUUCCCACCCAAUCCUUUGGAAUAAGGAUAAGCAAUGUAGCUGAGCUGAAUUCCUCUCUAGACCUUGCUCCAGACAAGUCUUUCUCAAAACUAAAGUCCUGGCCGAGCAGUCAUCCUCGGAGACCAGUCUGCCCCGGGGGAGAAAGUUCCCAAAGACCUGUGCAAACUCUGCUUCCGUGUCGUGAUUCCAGUCUGCUUCCCAUUAGGAAAAAAAAAACGCAUCGGCACUUAUGAUCACUUUAACUAAAUCUAGUGUUAAAAGAAAUGAAAAGAAACAGAAAAAAGAAAACGUGUAGGCAGAUGUAAGAUACUCUCUGUAAGAUAAAUAUUUGCCUUUUUUUUCUAAAAGGUGUAUGUAUUCUGUACGUGAAAUUGUCUGUAGAAAGUUUCUAUGUUCUUAAAUGGCAAUACAUUCCAAAAAAAAUUGUACUGUAGAUAUGUACAGCCACUGCACUGGGAUGGGGUAGUUUUGCCUGUAAUUUUAUUUAAACUCCGGUUUCUACAUUUGCAUCUUGCAAUGUCAGUAUGGUAUAUAUCAGUGCAAAAGAAAAAAAAAAAACUCAACAAAAAAUCCAUGCAGGUCUAAAGCACAGAGUCUGACGUACAAAAGGAAAAAAAUGCUCAGUAUUGAUGUGUGUGACCUUUGUUGUAAAUUACAUCUGUACUGUGAAUGAGAAGUUUUUACAAGUAUAAUAAUUGCCUUUAUUACAGCUCCAGCUGAGUGUUCAGCCGGAGGAUAUUUUUUAAAAAAAGAAAAAGAAUAGCACGUUGGAAUAAAUUUGAA
This is a messenger RNA of Marmota monax (woodchuck), 12103 nucleotides long. RefSeq names its product HIVEP zinc finger 3 (gene Hivep3). NCBI's taxonomy places the organism in Eukaryota, Metazoa, Chordata, Mammalia, Rodentia, Sciuridae. The coding region runs from base 1117 to 8313 and encodes 2398 amino acids. Gene Ontology annotation, biological process: regulation of transcription by RNA polymerase II. Gene Ontology annotation, molecular function: RNA polymerase II cis-regulatory region sequence-specific DNA binding; DNA-binding transcription factor activity, RNA polymerase II-specific. The transcript is spliced from 10 exons. Gene Ontology annotation, cellular component: nucleus. The record is from RefSeq and is a predicted model, not a curated record.